Molecule: messenger RNA, 5890 nt
Organism: Strigops habroptila (Kakapo)
Lineage: Eukaryota; Metazoa; Chordata; Aves; Psittaciformes; Psittacidae
Gene: CNKSR2
Product: connector enhancer of kinase suppressor of Ras 2
Exons: 22
Coding region: 471-3569 (1032 amino acids)
Biological process (GO): regulation of signal transduction
Cellular component (GO): cytoplasm; membrane
Molecular function (GO): protein binding
Source: RefSeq, a predicted model, not a curated record
GAGCCGCCUCGUCAUUUCCGCCAGGAGAAAAAGACACCGGCGCGGCAGCCGCGGCCGCGGAGAGCCGCGGGAGCCGCCGGGCAAGGCACAGCCGAGCCGAGAGGAGCCAGCCCUCUGACCCGCCGCCGCCCGGGAUCCGAGCUCUCGGCGUGGCCGGGAGCCGCCGCCGCUGCCCGCGGGUCCACGGGGGCGGGAGGCGUCGGAGCGUACCACCGCCUCUUCCCCCUUCCUCCUCCUCCUCCCCCUCCCCGCCGAGCCGGCAACAUGAACUGAAAUCCCCAGAGAAGCACAGAGGCGGCGAGCGAGCGAGCGGAGCAGAGCGCAGCGGAGGCAAGCGGGGAUUUAGCGGAGCUCUCCUCCUCCUGCCGCCGCCGCCGCGGCUCCGGGCAGCGCGGUCCCGCCGCUCCGCACAGCCUCGCCCCUCGCCCGGAGAGCGGCGGCCGCCCGCGCCCUGCGCCCCCGAGCUCCCCAUGGCCCUCAUCAUGGAGCCCGUCAGUAAGUGGUCGCCGAGCCAAGUCGUCGACUGGAUGAAAGGUCUUGAUGACUGCCUGCAGCAAUACAUAAAGAACUUUGAGAGAGAGAAGAUUAGUGGCGACCAGCUACUACGCAUUACUCAUCAAGAACUUGAAGAUCUUGGAGUCACACGAAUUGGCCAUCAGGAACUUAUCUUGGAAGCAGUAGACUUGCUCUGUGCACUGAACUAUGGUUUGGAAACAGAAAAUCUAAAAACCCUUUCUCACAAACUGAAUGCAUCUGCCAAAAAUCUGCAGAACUUCAUCACUGGGAGGAGGAGGAGUGGUCACUAUGAUGGAAGGACCAGCCGCAAGUUACCAAAUGAUUUUCUGACAUCGGUAGUGGAUCUGAUUGGAGCAGCUAAAAGUCUGCUGGCUUGGUUGGACAGAUCACCUUUUGCUGCUGUCACAGAUUACUCAGUAACAAGAAAUAAUGUCAUACAGCUCUGUCUGGAACUAACAACAAUAGUACAACAGGAUUGCACAGUAUAUGAAACAGAGAAUAAAAUUCUUCAUGUGUGUAAAACUCUCUCUGGCGUCUGUGAUCACAUUAUCUCACUCUCUUCUGAUCCACUGGUUUCCCAGUCUGCCCACCUUGAGGUGAUCCAGCUUACAAACAUCAAGCCAAGUGAAGGGCUGGGUAUGUACAUUAAAUCAACAUAUGAUGGUCUCCAUGUAAUUACUGGAACAACAGAAAAUUCACCUGCAGAUCGGUGCAAGAAAAUCCAUGCUGGGGAUGAAGUGAUUCAAGUUAACCACCAAACUGUGGUGGGGUGGCAGUUGAAAAAUUUGGUGAAUGCACUACGAGAGGAUCCGAGUGGUGUUAUCUUAACUUUGAAAAAGCGACCUCAGAGCAUGCUUACCUCAGCACCAGCUUUACUGAAAAAUAUGAGAUGGAAGCCCCUUGCUCUGCAGCCUCUUAUUCCUAGAAGUCCUACAAGCAGUGUUGCUACACCAUCCAGCACUAUCAGCACACCUACAAAAAGAGAUAGCUCUGCCCUUCAGGAUCUCUAUAUACCCCCGCCUCCAACAGAACCUUAUGUUCCAAGGGAUGAAAAGGGAAAUCUCCCAUGUGAUGAUGUUGGCAGACAUAUAGUGGGCAAGCCGGUUCAUACAGGAUCCGAAUCUCCAAACUCAUUUCUUGACCAGGAAUAUCGGAAACGCUUUAAUGUGGUUGAAGAAGAUGCAGUUCUGUACUGCUAUGAAUAUGAGAAAGGAAGAACAAGUGGUCCUGGAAGGAGAGAGAGCACACCAACAUAUGGGAAACUAAGGCCUAUUUCUAUGCCAGUAGAAUAUAACUGGGUGGGGGAUUAUGAAGACCCCAAUAAAAUAAAAAGAGAGAGUAGGAGAGAAAAUUCAUUGCUUCGCUAUAUGAGCAAUGAGAAAAUAGGUCAAGAAGACUACAUGUUUCAGAGGAAUAGCAAAAAAGAUACUGGGAAAAAGUCCAAAAAGAAGGGAGACAAGAGUAGUAGUCCAAGUCAUUAUUCGCUGUUGCCUAGUUUACAAAUGGAUGCAUUGAGACAAGAAGUCAUGGGCACACCUGGACCAGAAACUGCUUUGUACCACACAUUUCAGCAGUCUUCUCUACAGCAGAAAAGUAAAAAGAAGAACAAAGCUCCUAUUCCAGGUAAAAGCAAAAGAAGGAUCUCAUGUAAAGAUCUUGGUCGAGGGGACUGUGAAGGCUGGCUUUGGAAAAAGAAAGAUGCCAAGAGUUAUUUCUCCCAGAAAUGGAAAAAAUACUGGUUUGUCCUGAAAGAUACAUCUCUAUAUUGGUAUAUCAAUGAAGAGGAUGAAAAAGCGGAAGGAUUCAUCAGUCUACCCGAAUUUAAAAUUGACAGAGCCAGUGAAUGCCGCAAGAAGUAUGCAUUCAAAGCCUGCCAUCCUAAGAUCAAAAGUUUUUAUUUUGCUGCUGAACAUCUAGAUGAUAUGAACAGGUGGCUAAACAGAAUUAACAUGCUUGCUGCUGGCUAUGCAGAAAGAGAGAGGAUCAAACAAGAGCAAGAUUACUGGAGUGAGAGCGAUAAGGAGGAAGCUGACACUCCGUCAACACCCAAACAAGACAGCCCACCACCCCCGUACGACACAUACCCGCGGCCUCCUUCGAUGAGCUGCACAAGCCCUUAUGUGGAGCCAAAACAUAGCCGGCUCUCGUCCACGGAGACCUCCCAGUCGCAGUCGUCGCACGAGGAGUUCCGUCCGGAGGCGGCGGGGAGCGCCACCGACUCGCCGGUGCGCAAGACGGCGAGCCAGCGGCGCUCCUGGCAGGACCUCAUAGAGACACCACUGACGAGCUCAGGGCUCCACUACCUGCAGACGCUGCCACUGGAGGACUCUGUGUUCUCCGAGGUGGCCGUGGUCUCGCCCGAGCACCGGCGGCAGUCCACCUUGCCCACCCAGAAGUGCCACCUGCAAGACCACUACGGCCCCUUCCCCCUUGUGGAGGGUGAGCGGAUGCAAGUGCUGAAUGGGAAUGGGGGAAAGCCCCGGAGUUUCACUCUGCCUCGGGAUAGCGGCUUCAACCACUGCUGCCAGAGCCUUUCAGUUGGUGCCGCCGAUCACCAUGAAGAAGCACAGCAGAAGGAGGUGGAGGAGGAGGAGGAGGAAGAGGAGGGCAAAGCAGCAGAAGAAAACCAGGAAGAUAAAAUUGAAACUAUAAAGGAAAAAACAGCAGACUCCUUGCAAGAUUUGUACAGAGCCUUGGAGCAGGCCAGCCUGUCUCCUUUAGGAGAACACCGGAUUUCCACUAAGCUGGAGUAUAAGCAAUCUUUUAUAAAGAGAUGUAGCGAUCCAGUAGUCAAUGAAAAACUGCACCAGCUGCGAAUUCUGAAAAGCACUUUAAAGGCCAGAGAAGGAGAAGUAGCCAUUAUAGAUAAAGUUCUGGAUAAUCCAUCUUUGACAUCUAGAGACUUUCAAGAAUGGAAACAAAUGUACCUUGAUCUCUUCAUGGACAUCUAUCAAAGCAGCACCCCAAGGGACUCUGUUAAUGGCUCGUCUGAGGUUGAUGCACUUAUAGCCUCCUUAGCGCACACUCACUCUUACAUUGAAACACAUGUAUAAAGGUCUCUCUUUUUGCCCAUUUGCUACACUCCAGCCCUUUACUUAAGUGCAUAAAGUAGUUUUUAUAUCAAUAUGUGGGAGCGCUAGUAAAUUAUAUUUUAAUGUUACUCAGCUGUGUGAAGUAAACCUUCAAUGGUCAACAAUACCACGUCUUUAAUGAGGAUUUGUAUAUUUUGUAUGCUACCAAUGCUCUGCUUGUGUUUACCUUCUGUGAAAUAACAAAAAUAAUCUUUAGCUAUUAAAGAAAAGUAUUUAAAAGCAUUUUUGGAAGACUGUGGCCUUCAAGGAGGAAGUUCCACAAGCUAGGGUUUUGUUAUCGAAGGUUGCUUUUACAAUGAUAUUUUAUAUUAUAUAAUUCCAGUAUUGCAUUGCAUUUUUGGAGUGCGGGUACUAUUUUGGUGGUGGGAGAAAACCAAUUUUUAUAUUUAAUGAGAAACUCUAGGAGUUUUCUUAAAUAACAGGGAAAAAGUGUAAUGCGGCGCUUGUGUUUCAGUUUUGUCAAACACACAAAAGGGGGAAAAUCAGCAGACAGAAAUGACUGAUGGGAAUUUAAGUAUCAAAAUGUUAGGUCUUAUUUCCUUGUGCUUUUGUAAAGCCUGUUGCUAAGAUUUACUAUUGGUGCAAAGGGAUGCUGGUUUGUAUGCUAAUGAAGACCAAAUUAUGUGUUGGUUGUCUCUUAACCACAUUUGGUUGAUUUUUUAAAAAAUUAGUCAUGGUACUGUCAUUUAUGCUGCUUUUGUACUGAAGGUAUCAGUAUAAUGUGUAGAUUUUGCAAAGGAGAAGAUGUGGACUUUGAACAUCCUCGAUAGCUGCGUUUCUCUUGCCCAGAAAAGCAGCAGUGGAAAAGGUUCCCAAAGAAAUGCUCCGAAUCUGAGAAGCUUUGAAAAUUCCCACAAUAGAAAAGGAAUGAAUAGGAUUUUUCAAGCAGUCUCUUAUGUGUUUUCUGAGCUGUGAAAUUUGGCUGUAUUGUAUGCAGGGAAAAUAUGUGAUGGGAGCAGAGUUGAGCACAGAACCUGAAAAAUAAGUGAGGAGUAAAAAAGCCUCUGGUUUGCUUUUGAAGGGGAAGGGAUGCCUCUGGGUUCUGCUGAGUUCACAAGCCAAUUAAAAUGUUUUAAACUUCCAUGAGAUGCAAGAUAUGCUGGAGACAACUCAGUGAAUAUGAGUAGAAAUAGCUCCUUAGAGCUAGGCACAGGCCUGGAAUAGGAAAAUGGGAGGGAAACCUUAAAUCACAUUUUUACAUUUUAUGGGCUUGUUUUUGAAAAGUGAUCAGAGCAUGACAAAAUAUUUCUGCUGCUUUUCAGUAUUUUGCUGCAUAAGUUAGGACUCACAAUGAUUUAAUAAUGCUCAUGUGAAAGGGAAAAGCCUCCUUUACACUCUUUACAGCGAGUUGUACUCUUAACCAACUUUAGACUAUUGCCUGUACAGCUCAGUGAAUGUACUUUAUGAGCUCUGAUAUUUCCUGGCAGUUAUAUCCAUGAAGGGUUGAAGGAAAGAAUGGAUAGAUUUACCUUCUCUUUCCUCCUUUCUUUCUUUCUUUUUAUUCCUCUAUCUCUCCCCCUUUUUUUCUCUCUUUCUCCUCUUUCUCUCUUUCUUUUUCUCUCUCUCUUUCUCUCUUUCUUUUUAUUUUACUGCAUUUGGAUUGCAAAUGUUUUGCAGAUUUUGCACAAUUGUACAGAAGAGUGGCCUUUCUGUAGCCCACUUUCAGUAAUCCUAUAUUCAAGUCGAUAUGGAUGACAAAUCAUGUAUUAACGUUUGUAUAGAAUUCUGGAUCUAGUGUAAUAUUUGUACCAUUAGAAGACUAUUGUUUGUAUAAACUGGACAUUUAUUUACUGCAUGGGUACUGACUUGUAUAUUAAAUUUGUGAGGUUUUUUGUAAAUUUCUCUUAAAAAAUGCUUGACUUGAAAUGGGUUGUGCUAUUGUUCCAAGCAUUUAGAUUCUCUUGCUAUUGUUUUACUGGACCAAAAGUAAAUAUAUUCAUAUAAAAAAAACCUCUUUAUAUCUGAUGGAUGUAUAUGCACAUUGUGUAGUUGAUUCCUUGUCAAAACCAAGGCAGUUCAGAAGACUUAGAUCUGUUGCUAUGCAACAGCUAUUCUGCCUGCACUUUACAUUAGUAAAGUCAGCUUGAUUGCUUUAAAGGUGAAAAUUAAACAUUACAGUUUUUUAAGCUAGUUUAGUGACAAAGAACAUGUGUCCUCUCCAUUGUGCUGCCUUCUUUUAAGACUAUUAAAUGUUCUUCUAUAUAUAUUUUUAUUGUAUUAACUCUCAGCCUAGAAAGGGAACACUGUAAAAUGAAGUACAAUAAAUUUAGCUUUUAAAUGAA